CAGGUGUGUGAGAUUGCCCGCGUUUCGGGCAUGUGUCUAUCUGGGUGAGGGCAUCUGUGUUUACAGACACAGAGGCUAUGUUUCAAGAUGCCUGUGGACACGUGUGUGUGGUGUGCACCUCUGCCUCUGGCUGCCCUGUCUCUGGGACAGCGACCGUCUGGCGCAGCCUGAGCCCCUUCUGGGGGGAGGAGUACACGGUGCACCUACCGCUGGACUUCCACCACCUGGCCUUCUACGUGCUGGACGAGGACACCGUCGGGCACGAUGAUGUCAUCGGCAAGAUCUCCCUGAGCAAGGAGGCCAUCAUGGCGGACCCCCGAGGGAUCGACAGCUGGAUCAACCUGAGCCGUGUGAACCCGGACGCCGAGGUGCAGGGUGAGGUCCGCCUGGCGGUGCGGCUGCUGCAGGAUGUGCAUGGCCGCUGUCUUCGCUGCCACCUGCUGCAGGCCAGGGACCUGGCCCCCCGAGACAUGUCCGGCACGUCAGAUCCAUUUGCCCGCAUAUUCUGGGGCAGCCAGAGCUUGGAGAGCUCGAUCAUCAAGAAGACGCGCUUCCCUCACUGGGACGAGGUGCUGGAGCUCCGGGAGGUGCCGGGUUCCCCCACCCCACUGCGGGUGGAACUAUGGGACUGGGACAUGGUGGGCAAGAAUGACUUCUUGGGCAUGGUGGAGUUCCCCGCCCAGAUCCUGCAACACAAGCCGCCCGACGGCUGGUUCCGCCUGCAGCCAUUCCCCAGUGCCGAGGAGGAUUGUGGAGGCAGCCUGGGAGCCCUGCGGCUGAAGGUGCGCCUGGCCGAGGACCGCGUCCUGCCCUCGCAGUACUACCGGCCCCUCAUGGCGCUGCUGCUGGAGUCCGUGCGCGGCUCGCCCGAGGAGGACACUGCCAGCCCCUUGGCUGUGCUGGAGGAGCUGACCUCAGGCGACUGUCGCCAGGACCUUGCCACCAAGCUGGUGAAGCUGUUUCUCGGCCAGGGUCUGGCCGGGCCUUUUCUGGACUAUCUCACCCGGCGCGAGGUGGCUCGGACCACUGACCCCAACACCCUCUUCCGUUCCAACUCUCUGGCGUCCAAGGCCGUGGAGCAGUUCAUGAAGCUCGUGGGCAUGCGCUACUUGCACGAGGUGCUGAAGCCUGUCCUCAACCGCGUGUUUGAAGAGAAGAAGUACAUGGAGCUGGACCCUGGCAAGAUGGACCUGGGCCGGGCCAGGAGGAUCUCCUUCAAGGGUAUGCCGUCGGAAGAGCAGGUACGGGAGACCAGCCUGGGGCUGCUGACCGGCUACCUGGGGCUCAUCGUGGAUGCCGUGGUCAGCUCUGCGGGGCGCUGCCCACCCACCAUGCGUCUGGCCUUCCGGAGGCUGCGGCAGUGUGUGGAGGAGCACUUCCCUGCCACCGAGCAUGAGGAUGUGAAGUACCUGGCCGUCAGCGGGUUUCUCUUCCUGCGUUUCUUUGCACCGGCCAUCCUCACACCGAAACUGUUUGACCUCCGGGACCAGCACGCCGACCCCCAGACCAGCCGCUCCCUGCUGCUGCUGGCCAAGGCUGUGCAGAGCAUUGGCAACUUGGGCCAGCAGCUUGGCCAGGGCAAGGAACUGUGGAUGGCGCCCCUGCACCCCUUCCUACUGCAAAGUGUUGCCCGCGUGAGGGACUUCCUGGACCAGCUGGUGGAUGUGCAGGAGGAUGAGGAGGCUGGUGGCCCUGCCAGGGCCCUGGUGCCGCCCUCGGUGACCGUCCGAGAAGGCUUCCUGCUGAAGCGCAAGGAGGAGUCCGGCGGCCUGGCCGCGCGCUUUGCCUUCAAGAAGCGCUACUUCCGGCUCAGCGGGGAGACGCUGUCCUACGCCAAGGGUCCCGAGGGGCAGGUUCCCACCUCCAUCCCAGUGUCGCACAUCUGCGCUGUGGAGCGCGUGGACGAGGGCGCCUUCCAGCUGCCACACGUGAUGCAGGUGGUGACGCAGGACAGCGCGGGGAUGCUGCACACCACCUACCUCCAGUGCAAGAAUGUGAAUGAUCUCAACCAGUGGCUGUCGGCCCUGCGUAAAGCCAGCGCCCCCAACCAGGACAAGUUGGCUGCCUGCCACCCCGGGGCCUUCCGCGGGGGGCGCUGGACCUGCUGCCUCCAGGCCGAGCGCUCAGCUGCCGGCUGCAGCCGCACUCAUGCGGCUGUGACCCUGGGGGACUGGAGCGACCCCCUGGACCCCGAUGCUGAGGCCCAGAUGGUCUACAGGCAACUGCUUCUGGGGCGGGACCAGCUCAGGCUGACGGUCCUGGAGGAGCCCAACCCUGACGCAGCCUCGGAGGCAGACACAGGGCAGGGGCCCUGCUCAGAGGCUCUGGCCCGGCAGAGAGCAGCAGCUGCCCACCUGCUGGAGGUGCUGGAGGAUCUGGAUCAUGCCCACGAGAAGUUCCAGUGGCAGGGCCAGGGCAAGGUGGCCCUGGGCUGCCGGGGGCCCUGAGGAAGCCACAGAUCCUGCUGUGGAGGAGGAGCUGAGAGCCAUGGGGCCGCCUUGAUGAACCCUGGCACAGGACUGUCUUGAGGCUGUCCUGAACCUCUCUGAUGCUGUGGCUUGGAAGCUCCCAGAGACAUGCCCAUCCUGCUGGGGCACGGAAGCCCCAUGGCCCAGGCCAGCCUUGCACUGAAUACCACUGUGUGACUGAGCCUGGAGUCCACUCCACUGGACUGGCCUCUGCUCAGCUCUACAAAGCCAGCCUGGCCCAGAGCAGCUGGAUACAGCUAUACCUGAAAUCCCAAUGCCCAUGUGGCCUUGUUGCCCAGAUGGGUACUAAAUGAUCUCAGCCCUUCCUGUU
Messenger RNA from Fukomys damarensis (Damara mole-rat), 2799 nucleotides. RefSeq names its product RAS protein activator like 1 (gene Rasal1). Gene Ontology annotation, biological process: intracellular signal transduction; regulation of GTPase activity. The transcript has 20 exons. The record is from RefSeq and is a predicted model, not a curated record. The coding region runs from base 78 to 2447 and encodes 789 amino acids. NCBI's taxonomy places the organism in Eukaryota, Metazoa, Chordata, Mammalia, Rodentia, Bathyergidae.